This is a messenger RNA of Ixodes scapularis (black-legged tick), 1755 nucleotides long. RefSeq names its product leucine-rich PPR motif-containing protein, mitochondrial-like. NCBI's taxonomy places the organism in Eukaryota, Metazoa, Arthropoda, Arachnida, Ixodida, Ixodidae. The record is from RefSeq and is a predicted model, not a curated record. The transcript is spliced from 2 exons. The coding region runs from base 141 to 1253 and encodes 370 amino acids.
GCGUGAACUGUGCGUCCUGAGCUUCUUAAGUCCCUGCGAUUCAACCUCCUUGCUGCGAUUGGUGAACUACUCGGUGUCCUUUGGGGCUUGAUCAGUUUGAUGAUGACUUUUCUCGUAAUCGCUUCUCUCGCGCGGGUGUUAUGAUAACAGUAAAAUCCGGCGCGGCAAUCCUUUUAAAACACCUCAAAUAUGGACCAGCAGUCCUCCUCUGCAAGUGCCACGGUCGCUGUAGCCCUACUCGCACCACGCGCGCUGACGCGCAAAAAGCCGCAACUGAGAGCAGCCCGAACACCAGCAGUCGGACGUCCCAAAAAAACCUUCACUCCGCGGCGACAGCCCAUGACGAGGCGACGGAAAGUCGGGUGUUCGAGCUCGUCAAGUGCUUGCAGAUCUCUGAAGCUCUGUCGGUGACAAUCAAAUCCUUUAAGGAGAGCGACAAGAACAUCCCGACAUGCCGAACUAUCAACGCCUUGAUUGCAGCGCUCGCGCGAGUAGGGGACGUGCCUGGCGUCGAACGGGCGAGCUCGCUGGCCAAGCGGGCCUACCCGGAUUUCUGGGCCGAACAGAUCGCCUUCGAGCACUACCGCGCCGAGGCUCUGUACCGCGCCGGCAGAACCGAGGACUCCGUCGACGAGUUCGAGGCGCUCUUCGUCAAGCACCCUCGUCAACGGGACAAGAUCAGCAACCUCGUGUCCUUUUUCGCCAUCUACCUCUUGUCGGAGAAUCGGGAAUCCGAAGUGGACCUCUUGGUUCGGAUGUGCGUGCGUCUGGCAAACAAAGGUUACUACCACCCCUUGGCUAACGUGUGGAAGGCCCUGUUCUUGAGCGAGAACAAGAGGUACCACGUGACCGCUUGGACCCUGGUAGAGGUGGUCAAGGGACGGUGCAACGCGAAGGAGUUCUUCGAGAAGAAAGUGAGUCGCGUUCUCGUGACCGCGGUGGAGACGGACGACAUUGACGUCAUACACCGGCUCCUGGACGUUGUGCUUCACCUUGAGAUCGAGACCUGCUAUGGCACUGUCCUCAGCUUCCUGCUAGAGUUCUACUGUGAUGGCAACGACUUGGACAACGUCCAGAGGACCUUCGCACACGCCCAGGAACGCAGAGUGGAGCUGAAUCCCGUGACCUUCUACCGCUACACCUGCUUCCUCAGUUCCCACGGCAUCCAAAUCCCACGCGAAGUCCUCCUUGCAAAAUACAAGAUGGACCAACGGCAGAGUAGCAAGGGUAGCGGCAUCAAGUUCAAGUUCUGAAGACCCGACACUACAGCUGGCUUGCUCAAAAUGAACGGAGGCAAAAUAUCGAACACAAUCACACAAGCAGAGCAGCAUGCAGAGAAUGUGAUCUCAGUGUGCUAGCACACUGCACUCAGUUUCACCUUACGAUGAACCAUAGAGGCGCUACAAGUCAUUGCAGCAUGUUCAGGGCUGUUCAAGUGUUGCACAAGUUUUGGGAGGCGGUACAAUGGUGCCACACGAUGGGUUUACUUUGUAGCACUGGGUCAGCUAAAAUGGCUCGUAGUCUGCUGUUGUGGACCAUUGCAAGGUGAAACGGCCUUUGUAAUGCUCUCUCACAAGUGGUUCAGGCUAGAUUCUUUAAGAGUUCAUUUUAACGGGCCAACAGUUUGGAGUCUCUGUGGUCUUCAGCUUUUGCGCACUACAGGAAAUGAAGUGAAACUUCUGCUGGAGGUGUGUUUUGCUUGUGGCAACAGUGUAUUAUAGUUACUGAAUGAAUUAAACUAGAAGAGGAAGCUAU